This is a messenger RNA of Melospiza melodia melodia, 1571 nucleotides long. RefSeq names its product V-set pre-B cell surrogate light chain 3 (gene VPREB3). Bases 565 to 942 code for a protein of 125 amino acids. Gene Ontology annotation, biological process: immunoglobulin production; immune response. The record is from RefSeq and is a predicted model, not a curated record. The transcript has 2 exons. NCBI's taxonomy places the organism in Eukaryota, Metazoa, Chordata, Aves, Passeriformes, Passerellidae.
GGCUGCCCACGCUGCUGCUCCUGAGGGGCCCCGGCCAAGAGGCAGCACCCCCAGCUUGCCCUGCUGCAGGUUCUGCUGAGACCCUGCCCUGCCAUUCCUGCCACAGUGAUGGAGCUGCAUGAAGGCAGCAGCAGCUUUCCUCCUGUUGUUUCUGUGAUGGGACAGCUCCCUUCUCCCUGGUGGCCCCCAGGCUGCUGCCCCCCCAGGGCAUCCCUGGCACAGUGCGGCUCCUGGCCUCCUGCAUGCCUGGCAGCAGAGUGUGUGGGGCUGCAGGGAAACCUCUCUGCUCCUCCCAUCAGCAAAGAGAGAUGGUCAGCGAUGCCCAGGCCAUGGGGUGAGCUGCGGGUGUGCUGGUGCAGCUGAAGGAAAUGGCUUGAGGUGAAGGUGGGUGGCUCUCAGCCCUCCCUGAAGGCCAGCUGCAGCAGAGCGAGCAGCCCGGGGAGCAGAGUCCCUGAGCCCCCCGUGUCAUUUACAUACACCCCACCAGUGGCCACGGCACAGCACCCGCGCUCGUGCAGCGCCCAGAGCUGCUCUGAAACAGCCUCCCUGCCUCUGCCUCCUGCCAUGGCCCUGCGAGUCACAGCCCUGCUCCUGCUGUGGACGCUGGGCACAGCUGCCAGGGCUCAGCCCGUGCUGAGCCAGCCCCACUCGGUGUUCGUGCAGCCCGGGCAGAGCGCUCGGCUCUCGUGCACGCUGAGCCCGCAGUACAACAUCAGCCACUUCGGCAUCUCCUGGUACCAGCAGCGCCCGGGGCACUCCCUCACGUACCUGCUCUACUACAACUCCGAGAGAGACAAGCACAAGCCUGCCAGGACUCCCGAGCGCUUCUCGGCCACCAAGGACCUGGCCAGCAAUGCCUGCAUCCUCACCAUCGCUGCUGCCUGCCAGGAUGACAGUGGCACCUACUACUGUGCCCUGUCACCCGCCCUCAGGUGGCUCUAGAGAGCGGCAGCCCUGGCAGGGAUGGUUAAAAUCCACCUCUGCAUUGAGACAUAAACUUGAAAGAAUUUCGGGUUUUUAGAGGUUUUAGUUAAAGUUAAGCCUUUAAUAUUAGAGUUUAUCAAAGUAAAUAGGUAGGCCUUGAUGAAGUUGAGUUAGUAGUUUAAUAAUUGAUUGCUUGUCAAUAUAAUGUUUGGUUAGCUGGGUUUAUAAUGAAGAAUAUAGAAAUUGAUAAAUAGCUUUUAAGAAUAUAAGACAAUUGUGGCCUCCUCUGUUCUGAAACCAAUUGAAGACUGGAAUGGGAGUUUUACCAAUGGGUUCAUUUGUCAUAUUUGCAUUGAAAAGGUAGAAAGGUCAGAACGAGGAAGACUUCAUUUACUUCCUCAUUUUGGGACCUCUCCCCAUGAAAGGGACCACUGACCCAUUUCAAGGAACAAACUGUGCAUGGCUUAAAAGCUUUUUAACUAAUUACCUUACGAAGCGGGGACUGGGAUGUAACAAAGUUAUGAAUAUGCCAUUUGUAUUUUGGGUAUUCAAUACUUGUACAGAUAAAAGCACUCUGUAAUCACCUGUAAAUUGUGAUGUGUAUUUGGGAACCAUCCCACAAUAAACAUGUACUUUCUAACUUUAAA